Molecule: messenger RNA, 222 nt
Organism: Pestalotiopsis fici W106-1
Lineage: Eukaryota; Fungi; Ascomycota; Sordariomycetes; Amphisphaeriales; Sporocadaceae
Exons: 2
Coding region: 1-222 (73 amino acids)
Source: RefSeq, a predicted model, not a curated record
AUGUUAGCCAUGUGCCAGGUGCCUCAGGGCGCAACUGAUACCGACGCAUCGGCACCUGGUGUACCACAGGCCCAAAGCACGGGAGCAUCGACUCCAAGCUCAGCGCAUACUGUCCCCGCCGGAGGGCCCUCACAUGUUCACGACGUGGAAGUGUCCCCUUCCGGCCAGACGGCUCUUCCUGAGCCGGACCGCUUGCGCCAAGAAGAGGAGUUGGGUCAGUAG